Molecule: messenger RNA, 1719 nt
Organism: Vombatus ursinus (common wombat)
Lineage: Eukaryota; Metazoa; Chordata; Mammalia; Diprotodontia; Vombatidae
Product: calcium homeostasis modulator protein 6-like
Molecular function (GO): monoatomic cation channel activity
Source: RefSeq, a predicted model, not a curated record
UUGUUACCUUUCUUAUCACUCCUUUACCAGUGAAGGGAAAGGAGAUCCUGGUAUCUGGAAGCUGAGAGCCUAGGAUCAAAUGCUGGACUUGCCGCUUACCUUCGGCAAAACACAAGUGUCUAAGAGUUCCCUCGAUGGUAAGACGUGUGGGAUUCACUACCUCUAAGGUCCCUUUUAGUUCAAAAUCUCUGAACCUAUUUUGUCUUCCUCAGGUAGAACUGAAACUCCAAGAGGGCAGCAAUUCACGUUUUCUUUUGCAUCUCCAGCACCUAGCAGGAUAUCUCGAGGUUAAAUGGAUACCCAUUUUACCAGUCAGGCCACUGAGGUUCAGGAAGGAAAGGAGUGGGAGCAGGCAGCUGUCGGGGUCGCCCUGCCUCCCUCAUUUCAGCCUCGGGAUGAGAUCUCAGGCUACAACCGGGGUACCUAGGUCAGCAGCACGAAAACAAAACCUGAGCCGAGCCCAAGAAAUGAAGAGGGGCCUGGGGCAGCCUCAAAACGCAGCAUUUGGGCCCAGCACCUUGGUCCGACCCGCCCCUGGGGGCACCUGGAACGCCGGAAGUACCCCCACCCGCCCCCCCCGCAGCAGCAGGUACCUAGGCCACCGCCAACUGCAGCAGCAGCAGCAGCAGCAGCAGCAGCAGCAGCUUCUUCUCACCUACUCCUCCUGCCGGGAGAGAGCACUGCGCAAGCGCGCUGUCCUGAAAGGCUACCCCACCCUCAAUCGCCUGACUCCCGCUCUUCCCAGGUUUUCGAAGGCAGGGAGAAGGGAACCCCAAAUCGGCCCGGGCCCCCAGGAGAAAGUGUUGGACCUGUUCGUCAAAUACCACACUGUUUUAGGCUAUAGCUUCUUGAGCCUGCUGGCAGCUGGCGGGGAGAGUCUCUUAUCCAGCGUAGUGUUCCAGUGCCCCUGCAGCGCUACCUGGAACCUUCCCUAUUCCCUCAUCUUCCUCCUGGUUCCCGCUCUGGUCCUCUUCCUUCUGGGCUGCCUGCUGAGCACCCGGGCCAAGCGGCUCAUGACAGGUUGCUGUGCGCCGGGCGGUGAGGAAGAAGAGCCCAGUGAAGCUGGCCGGGACUUGUGCAUGGGGAUGGUGACAUACUGUCACUUCACCUUGGCCGCUGCUGUGGCACCCAUCACUUGGAUCGCAGUGGCAUUACUCGGGGGAGGUUUCUAUGAGUGCGCAGCCAGUGGGAGCACCUGGGUAUCUCGGCAGUUGUGCCAUCAAGAGGUCAAUUGUACCAAGCAGCUGCCACAAGUGCCCUGCCAAAAAGCAAAGCCGGAGUGGAUCCAGGAUUUCUCGAAGGAACUCAAAGCGCAUUCCCAAGUGGCAGGUUGGACCCUGAUAGCUCUUGUUGUGAUUGCUCUUCUGAUUUUCACGUCCAUCACUAGAUGCCAAUCUCCAGUUAAUUUUCUUCACCUUAAGUUCUGGAAACUAUAUUGUCGAAAGGAAGAAGAGAUAUUGAUGAAUGAAGCUAAGAAGCAUGCUACCGAAUUGGCAGAAGAGAAUGUCAAAUGCUUCUUUGAUGUCUCCCAGCCAAAAGACUUUAGAAUACCAAAUUAUAAAGACUGGGAGAAGAUUUCAUUGCAAUUUACAUUCAGUCCUGGAAGUCAAUAUUACAGUAUAUAACACAGGUAUGUUAACAAACAGGAGGAUGACUGUAAUAUUCAACCAUCCAGUAAGGAUGUUGUGAAUCCUGUUUAAGUUCUGUGGAUUCACCUGA